AUGACGGGACGAGAAAGAACUCCUACUCCAAUUGAUGCUACUACUAAUCUAGCUCAAGCUUUAAGACAAAUAGGACAAAUCUUACAAGGGCAACAGGCGCAACAGGCACAACCGAUAGAACAAGCAGUUAGACCGAGAGUGAGCAUGAAUGACUUUUUGAGCCAUCACCCUGUUAAGUUUAAUGGCAAAGUUACUCCGGAUGAGGCAGAAGACUGGAUUUGCAAGCUUGAGAAAAUAUUUUAUGCGAUCGAAUGCACAGAGGGUCAGAAGUUGGUUUUUACUACGUACAUGCUGGCAGGAGAGGCAGAAUACUGGUGGUGUGGCAUGCGGAGAGGAAUGGAUGCUAGGGGAGAGGUUGCUACUUGGGCAGAAUUCAAAAAUAUGUUUUUGGAGAGAUACUUUCCAGCUAGUGCCAAACAGGAGUGCGAGAGACAGUUUUUAGCCUUACGACAAGGAAGCAUGUCAGUACAGGAAUACAAAGAGAGAUUCGAGUAUCUGGCUCGAUUCUAUACAUAUAAUCCGACCGAAGAAUGGAAGUGUAGGAGGUUCGAGCAAGGACUUCGUCAUCAGAUAUUGAAAGCACUAGUUCAUCUAAAAAUUAAUGAUUUUUCGGAGUUAGUGGAGCAGGCUUUGGUGGCUGAGAGAUUGGACGAGUCAGUGCGUGUAAUGAGAAAUCAGAGGAGAAAUUUCUCGAGGGACAAAUAUCAAAAGAAACCAUAUGACGGGCCAGAACGAGAUAGACCGAGAAUACUAAAGUGUUUUGAGUGCGGUGGGGAUCAUCUCAGAAGAAAUUGUCCAAAGCUCGACAUUGGGAGGUCAGAUGAGAAGAAGUGUUACAAAUGCCAUAAGCCUGGACAUUUUGCGUACUCUUGUCCCGAGAAGAAAACAGUUAAAGGGACCCCAUCACAUCAAAAGUUGUCGGGUUAA
Messenger RNA from Vigna radiata var. radiata (mung bean), 927 nucleotides. RefSeq lists its product as uncharacterized. The record is from RefSeq and is a predicted model, not a curated record. The transcript has a single exon. Gene Ontology annotation, molecular function: nucleic acid binding; zinc ion binding. NCBI's taxonomy places the organism in Eukaryota, Viridiplantae, Streptophyta, Magnoliopsida, Fabales, Fabaceae. Bases 1 to 927 code for a protein of 308 amino acids.